Messenger RNA from Sesamum indicum (sesame), 725 nucleotides. RefSeq lists its product as uncharacterized. Lineage: Eukaryota; Viridiplantae; Streptophyta; Magnoliopsida; Lamiales; Pedaliaceae. The record is from RefSeq and is a predicted model, not a curated record.
UCGUACUCACAACCAAAGAUCUUCUCUCUCUCUCUCUCUCUCUCUCUCUCUAUAUAUAUAUAUAUAUACUUCUCUCCAGCUUUUUGGGUUUCAAGUUUCCGAGUGUUACAAUGGCAGUUUCAAAGGUUUUCUCGAUGUUGAUGGUGGCAUUGCUGUUGGGAUCCGCGGCUGCGCAUUCGCCUUCCUCCGCACCGUCCCCGUCUCCUGUAGCCUCAGCACCCCAUUCCGGUUAUCUUGCACCGUCUCCUGUGUCGAAGCCGCCGAGUCACUCUCCAUGGUCAAGUCCUACGCACGCUCCGGGAAAGUCCACCACUCCACCGCCCUCAUCUCCUCCGGUUGCGGUCAAGUCCCCUCCUCCACCGCCGUCAGCCGCAUCUCCCGCUCCUUCCGUCGCAUUACCCCCGACCACCGCUCCAACGCCUUCUCCAAACGGCGCCAUUCUCAACAGAGUAGGCUUCGCAGUCGUCGCCGCUGGCUUCUUCGCCGUCGCUUUGGUGGCGUGAUCGGUCGGAUAGUUGGCUUUCCUGCCUACUUUAUUGAGUCUUUUUUCGGUUUCUUAUUUCUAAUAUAUUAUCAUUAACAGAGAGACACUUGAGUUUCAUAGGGGGGUGUCUGAUUGUUAUCCCUAUUAACUCCUUUGUGCGUUCGUGUGUGUGUGUGUGUCUGUAGGGGGCUGAUCUAUUAUUUAAUAUUUAUUUUUUCAGAUCAUUUGAUGUGCUGAAUCA